Molecule: messenger RNA, 1764 nt
Organism: Fundulus heteroclitus (mummichog)
Lineage: Eukaryota; Metazoa; Chordata; Actinopteri; Cyprinodontiformes; Fundulidae
Exons: 3
Coding region: 426-1664 (412 amino acids)
Source: RefSeq, a predicted model, not a curated record
AGGGGGCAACUUUCUUGCACUUGGAUCUGUUGCUACACAUAGCAGUGAUCUCAAAACACCAAUGUUCCCACGUUUUCGCUUGCACAUUAAUAAGUUACAGCCGAUUAAAAGUGUAAACUUUAGCGCUCCGGUCCAAGAGGUCACGUGAUUCGAGUUUCGCUGCUCAGCCAAUCAGAUCGCUUUAUUGUCAGCUGAGCGAGUUCGUCAGUUCAUCAUGGCCGCCACCGUGAGAUGUUGUAUGCAUCUGUUUACCGACGAACAAAGUCCAAUAGUAGCAUUUUCUGGUGCCAGUUGGCAGAAAUUUAUUGAAUGCUGCAAGUCCUGGAUAGAUCUGGACGGCAAGGAAAAAGAAAUAGCUCAGUCUUUUGCCCAUUUGACCGUUAUAUCGUCAAGACCUGCUGCGCUAGGAUACCACAGGAAGUGCUAUGCAAAAUACACAGACAGAACGAAACUUGCGAGAGCCCGCAAACGAGUGGAAGCCGAGAAAGCCAGAAGUCAGGAGGACUCCAAAAGGCCAGGCCCUGAACCAACACGCCAUGCUAACACCCGAUCUAAAGUACGACGUGUGGAAAGAGCGGAAGGGGAGUCUGCAUCAAAGUUGGCUGACAAACAGAGGAGGAGUGAACAUGUCCUGCCGAUGUCAUGCAUCAUAUGUAACAAGGACAAAUUAUAUCCAAGAUCCAGUUACAAGAAAAAGGCAGAGAGAAAAACUUUCACUUUGUGAAUACCAGAGUGGUGGCAAUUUAAUCAAGGCUGCAGAGGUCCGCAAUGAUGAAAGAAUCCUUCUACAGACACGAGGAAAAGAUGUUGUGGCGAUUGAAGUGCGGUACCACAGAUCGUGCUAUAAAUCCUACACUCGCUUACUGUCCAAAACAGGAACCUGUCAGGAACACGCAAGAGAUUAUUACGGAGCAGCAUUUGGAAAAUUUUGUGAGACUGUUAUAGAAGGUCGUAUCAUAAAAAAUAAUGAAAUAUUAAGAUUUACAAAACUUGCAUCCAUGUUUGUAGAUAUCAUCCAGGACACUAAAAAACUAGAUACAAAGCCUAGUGUUUCCUUUUCAUAUUUAAAGAAAAAACUUCAGUUGAAGUAUCCACUCCUUCAGUUUCUUAAACAAUCAAGGCGAGACAAAAGUGAGAUUGUCCUUGUGAACAGUAGUAAGUCAACACUAGGUGAUGAGUGGAGUUCUGCCAGUUCAAGUGCUAGCACUAGUAACAAUAAUGAUUACUCUGACAGGUCUGAAGGUGGUUGCUCACCAAUACCAGAAUUACCAGAACAAACUGUUGAAAAUCUGUAUAUGACUGGCCAGUAUAUACGGAUGCUCAUUAGUGAAACACAGGGUCUUCAGAAUAUUUGGCCUCCUACUGCCUGUGAUUUGAAUAUUCAGUCUGCUGAGAGAUUUGUCCCCCCACAGCUGUAUAAUCUUCUGGCAUGGAUUACAAAUGCUUCCAGUGAUAUCCCUAUUAGCUCAAGUGACUUUGUCUGUUGUAGUAAGGAGAUCCAUCUGAAGUUGCUUUCUUUAUGUCAGGAUAUCCUAUAUUUAGCAUCUAGGGGUUGCAAGCCUACUCCAAAACAUUUUGGCUUUGGGUCUGACCAUAAGGCACUGGACAGGUUCCUCUCAGUUGAUCCAGCUACUAAGUGGGUUUGGUCAUUGUGUCUCAUAUAGCUCUGUUCUAGAGCAUGACACAGCUCUAGCCACUCUAGAAUUACAGAGAAAAGAUUUUGUCCCAUCAGGCUUUAAGAAGCAAGUCCCUGCAACUCUUGUA